Messenger RNA from Aspergillus heteromorphus CBS 117.55, 318 nucleotides. RefSeq lists its product as uncharacterized. Bases 1 to 318 code for a protein of 105 amino acids. The transcript is spliced from 5 exons. The record is from RefSeq and is a predicted model, not a curated record. Lineage: Eukaryota; Fungi; Ascomycota; Eurotiomycetes; Eurotiales; Aspergillaceae.
AUGGGGAACAGUGGCGGAAAGAAUAAAGCGAGGAGGAAGGAGGAAGAGGAGGAGGAGGAGGAGGAAGAAGAAGAAGGCGAAGAAGGCGAAGAAGGGAGAGGUAGCGGAGAGAAGAUGACAGCGAUCAAGCGUAAGGUAGUACAGCAGGUAGUAAUUAUGCCGUUCGUAUGGGUACUGGGUUCCGCGGAAUCACAAGAAAUCGAUGACCUCAACCAUUAUUACUACUACACAUUGGAUGUUCUCUUCCUGGUAACCAUGGGCGCGCAGUAUCUACUAGGUACUUUACCCACCGGCUUGGUACGGUAUCGAUCCGACUAG